This is a messenger RNA of Paramecium octaurelia, 536 nucleotides long. NCBI's taxonomy places the organism in Eukaryota, Ciliophora, Oligohymenophorea, Peniculida, Parameciidae. The record is from the annotation of a GenBank genome assembly.
AUGGAAUAGCUUCCCUGGCAAGAACCCUACAAUCAUAAGAGCUUAAUCAAAACAUACUUUUUAAUGAUCGAUGAUAUGAAAGUAAUUCACCAUUUUUUAUUACAUAAAACCAAAAUUUCAUUUUAGUAGCCUCUUACAACUAACCAGAAAAGAUAGUAUUCAGGUAAUAAAUCAAGACUGGUCUAAAUUUAUAGCAAAUGCAAAAGGAAGAAGGGUAUUAAUCCAUAAUAACCUAUAGAAUCAAUAAGGAAGCAACAGGAGAGAAAUAAAUUAUUCGAAAAAUAAAAAUAAAAGAAUCUCAUAGAUCCAAUUACUGAAAAAGGAAUAGUAUCAGACCAAGAGUCAGCAAGAAGCCAGCAAUAACCACUCAAAAUGAUGAUCGACUGGUUAUCAAAAGAAGAAUCUGAGAGUGUUUAAAAAACUUAAAGAGGUUCUGAGGCCCUUCAAACCAAACUCCUGAAAAGAAUAAGGAGAUUUUCUAAUACCCUUAAAUAUAUUUGAAAAAGGAUUAACUAAUUUGAGAUUGAUUAUGGAUG